AUGCAUUUAGGAUUACCUCAACCCUUACUCAUCAUCACAGAUUUCACACUGGACACGGACCUGGUAAAUAUGGAGAAUGUGCUAAAGCUUUUAGCCAGUCUUCAGAUUCCAAUGAAUAUAAAAAAAAAUCAUACAGCAAAGAAAAUUUUCGAAUGUAGAGAAGGAGACAGUGCCUUUCCAAUGUUCGGUAGUCUUGCACAAGAUCACAGAAUUCUUACUGGAGAAAAGCAUUAUGAGCAUAGAGAAUGUGGAAAAGCCUUUAGGUGCUCCUCAAGCUUUACUUGUCAUCAGAGAGUUCAUACUGCAGGAAACCCUCAUAAAUGUAUACAAUAUGACAAAACAUUUACACAGUCUUCAAACCUUAAUUACCACCAAAUAAUUCAUACUGGAGAGAAGCCUUAUACAUGUACACAUUGUGGGAAAGAAUUUAAACACUCCUCAAGCCUUACUCGACAUCAGAAAAUGCAUAUUGGAGAGAAGCCUUAUCAAUGUAAACAAUGUGACAAAACAUUUAGGCACCUGAUAACACUUAUUAAUCAUCAGAAAAUUCAUAUUGGAGAGAAGCCCUAUGAAUGUACACAAUGUGGCAAAGCCUUUAGCCAGACUGCAUGCCUGACUCAACAUCAGAAAAUUCAUACUGGAGAGAAGCCCUAUACAUGUACACAAUGUAAGAAAACCUUUAGACAACAGGGAACACUUACUCACCAUCAGAGGAUUCAUACUGGGGAGAAGCCCUAUGAAUGUACACAAUGUGACAAAGCCUUCAGACACCUGAAUACACUUACCAAUCAUCAGAAAAUUCAUACUGGAGAGAAGCCCUAUGAAUGUACACAAUGUGGCAAAACCUUUAGACACCAGAAUGCACACCUGACUCAACAUCAGAAAAUUCAUUCUGGAGAGAAGCCCUAUGAAUGUACACAAUGUGGCAAAGCCUUUAGACACCUGAAUACACUUACCAAUCAUCAGAAAAUUCAUACUGGAGAGAAGCCUUAUGAAUGUACACAAUGUGGGAAAGCCUUUAGGCAGCAGACUACAUUUACUCAACAUCAGAAAAUUCAUACUGGAGAGAAGCCCUAUAAAUGUACACAAUGUGGCAAAGCCUUUAGACACCAGGGGACACUUACUCAACAUCAGAAAAUUCAUUCUGGAGAGAAGCCUUAUGAAUGUACACAAUGUGGCAAAACCUUUAGCCGGACUGCACACCUGACUCAACAUCAGAGAAUUCAUACUGGAGAGAAGCCCUAUGAAUGUACACAGUGUGGGAAAGCCUUUAGACUCCAGGGAACACUUACUCAACAUCUGAAAAUCCAUACUGGAGAGAAACCCUAUGAAUGUACACAAUGUGGGAAAGCCUUUAGACACCAGGGAACACUUACUCAACAUCAGAAAAUUCAUUCUGGAGAGAAGCCUUAUGAAUGUACUCAAUGUGGCAAAACCUUUAGCCAGACUGCACACCUGACUCAACAUCAGAAAAUUCAUACUGGAGAGAAGCCCUAUGAAUGUACACAAUGUGGCAAAACCUUUAGCCGAACUGCACACCUGACUCAACAUCAGAAAAUUCAUACUGGAGAGAAGUCCUAUGAAUGUACACAAUGUGGGAAAGCCUUUAGAUACCAGGGGACACUUACUCAACAUCAGAAAAUUCAUUCUGGAGAUAAGCUUUAUGAAUGUACUCAAUGUGGCAAAGCAUUUACACGCUCCUCAACACUUAUUCUACAUCAAAGAGGUCAUUCCCAUGAAAAGGUUUAUGUAUGUAAAAUAUGUGGUAAAGCCUUUCACCAGUCCUGUAACCUUUCUAGGCAUCAGAAACUUCAUAUAGGAGAGAAGCCCUGA
This is a messenger RNA of Phyllostomus hastatus (greater spear-nosed bat), 1833 nucleotides long. Its product is annotated as zinc finger protein 883-like. The transcript has a single exon. The record is from RefSeq and is a predicted model, not a curated record. Bases 1 to 1833 code for a protein of 610 amino acids. Lineage: Eukaryota; Metazoa; Chordata; Mammalia; Chiroptera; Phyllostomidae. Gene Ontology annotation, biological process: negative regulation of transcription by RNA polymerase II; regulation of cytokine production; regulation of immune system process.